Messenger RNA from Spea bombifrons (plains spadefoot toad), 1446 nucleotides. Its product is annotated as extracellular tyrosine-protein kinase PKDCC-like. Gene Ontology annotation, biological process: protein phosphorylation. NCBI's taxonomy places the organism in Eukaryota, Metazoa, Chordata, Amphibia, Anura, Pelobatidae. The coding region runs from base 1 to 1446 and encodes 481 amino acids. Gene Ontology annotation, molecular function: ATP binding; non-membrane spanning protein tyrosine kinase activity. The transcript has 7 exons. The record is from RefSeq and is a predicted model, not a curated record.
AUGAAAGGUCACAUUAUCUUCUCUGGAGCUGCACUCAUUUUUAUAGCAAUCUAUUUGAAGUGUUCAACCACUGGAACAAAAUCCUACAAUGACAAGCAGAAAUCUCUCCUGCUCAUCCAGCAUCACAAUGGUUUGAGACAAGAAAUUUUAAAGCGACACAAGGAUUUGAUCAAAUUCUACAAAUCUUUACGUGGAGAAUUUGGAGUUGAACAUAUACUUCCAGAGGUGGACCCUGACCUGAAUGCAUUGAGUGAGAGGAAUCUCCACGUUCCAACAGACAAGAGAGUUCCAAAAGGAUCUUUGGGAUGUGAGGACCUUGUUCACCUAACAGAAAUAAAUUAUGUAGGGUCUGGAUUUACCAAAUUAGUCUUAAAGGGUACUUUAUUAGAUGGCACAACAGUAGCCCUGAAGUCUGUCCACGCAGAGGGCAACGACAUGAAACAGUGCAUCCAGCUUCAUGGUGACCACGCGGGAUGCCACCGACUGGCCACUUACAAACUUCAAAAAGAAGUGGCUCUCCUACAGAUCCUCCGCCAUCCCGGUAUUAUCCAGCUACACGGACAGUGUUACCAUAAUGGAGCGGCUUCUGACAUCAGGGUCACUGCUAUGCUGGAACUGGGAUCCCCCUUGGAGAUGAUUCAGCUCCUGCAGACCCCCUGGGAAGAGAGAUUUAAAAUUUGCUUAGAAUUGGUACGGCUGUUACAUUACUUGGCCAACUCUCCGCUGGGAUCGCUCGCACUCCUGGAUUUCCAGCCCCAACAGUUUGUCUUGGUGGACGGGAGUUUAAAAGUCACAGAUAUGGAUGAUGCCGCUACGGAGGAACUGACUUGCCUACAAGACGAAGACUGUACCCUUGGCUUUCCCUCCAGGACAUUUGCCAUCAAGUGCUCUGCAGCUGGGACGUGUGCAGGAGCCAACGAAAAGAAAAAUCUGUACAAUGCAUAUAGGUUUUUCUUCACGUAUCUUCUGCCUCACGCUUCACCUCCAGAAUUACAACCAAUGCUAUCGGAUAUCAUGAAUGCCACCGGCAAUUUACGUCUUGGGAUAAAUGAAACCCUGGAAGCUUUUGAAAAUGUUUUGAAUUUGUACAAGUCGGCAAAGAACCCCUUCAGUGAACCAACAUAUCAUAAAGAAUAUAUUGUAUGGGAUGGAUACCGGGUAAAUGAAACUGGAAACAAUUUUACGUGCUGGCCUUCCUAUAACCACCUGGGGUGUCUGCUUUCGGUGCACAGCGCAGACGAAGCUGCCCGAUUCUGUGCUCGCCACGCCAACUGUCGCAGUUUUGUUAUUGGUCAGGAAAAGACAUGGACAGGUCGAUUGCUUGCAUCAUUCACAAGCAGGUCAUUUGAAUUCAUUCCUGAUGUGAACUCACGAGUCUUCAUUAAAAGAUGUAACAGUUCCAGACAGAGAGUGAGGCCCAAUCAGUGUGUAGAUCUUGUAAAGUGA